Messenger RNA from Daucus carota subsp. sativus, 1180 nucleotides. RefSeq names its product transcription factor bHLH139. Gene Ontology annotation, cellular component: nucleus. The transcript has 4 exons. The record is from RefSeq and is a predicted model, not a curated record. Lineage: Eukaryota; Viridiplantae; Streptophyta; Magnoliopsida; Apiales; Apiaceae. The coding region runs from base 49 to 984 and encodes 311 amino acids. Gene Ontology annotation, biological process: regulation of transcription by RNA polymerase II. Gene Ontology annotation, molecular function: RNA polymerase II cis-regulatory region sequence-specific DNA binding; DNA-binding transcription factor activity, RNA polymerase II-specific; protein dimerization activity.
CAUUCUAAGACCAGAAAAGAAAAAAUACAAAUACUCUGCACAACUAAAAUGGAGUCUUUUGGAUCAAUACUAGAGGGAGACUGGAGUUCUUUAGAUGCCAUGUACUCAGCUGAAGAAUCCGAAUUCACCGCGCAGUUACUUAAUUACUGUUCCAUUCCAAAUGACUUGCAUUUCGACCCGAGCUUCAGAAUUUUCUCUGACAAUGCUGAUAUUGAUCAUUUUGCACUUGGUAAUACUUGUUUUUAUCCUACUUUGAAGCAUGACAGCUGCUAUGCAGGCGAUUUUAGGCACAUUUUGGCGGCAAGUGAUGAUUUUGUGUUCUGCAAUGAGGACAUUGAAGGCGAAAAUCUGUCAUCGGUUCAGAUUUUGUCUAGUGGUGAUGUAUAUGAAAAUGUACUUAUGCAGCUUGAACUUGAAGGUCAUGUGGCAGACCGUGUUUCUGACGAGGAAGUUGUAUUGAGCAAUUCAGUGCAAAAAUCAAAGAAACGAUCUGCAAACUCCGGAGAUGUUCAGAUAAACAAGAGGAGAGUGAAGGCAAAGAAGAAUCAGAAGAUUGAAAGGAAAGACUGCAUGAAUAACAAGGAGAAAAAUGCUGCAAUGCAAAAGCGAAGUUUAAGCAAUGACUCCAUGGUUUCUCAUGAACUAAAUGGAACUGCAUCAAAUUCUCCAGACUCGAAAGAAGUUACACCUGUCAAUUCAAAUGGUGAAGUGAGAGCUGCUAGGGGAUCAGCAACUGAUCCACAGAGCCUCUACGCAAAGAAACGAAGAGAACGAAUAAAUGAGAAAUUCAGGACAUUGCAGAACCUUGUUCCCAAUGGAACUAAAGUUGAUAUUAGUACAAUGCUUGAAGAUGCUGUUGAGUAUGUGAAGUUCCUGCAACUCCAAAUUAAACUCUUGAGCUCCGAUAAGUGGAUGUAUGCACCCAUCGCGUACAAUGGAAUUGAUCUCGGACUUGAUUCAAACCUCUCCCGGCCACUACAUUGAGAAUCACAGAAUUUUCUGCGAAUGAUUACUUAUAGCAGUACUAGAAACCUAGCCUCGUUGCAAAGUACCAGGAUAUAGUCGCGACAUCUUAAUCAAAAGUGAUCAAGAACAGAGUCAAUGUGCGUGAUUUUUUUUUUCUUGUUGCUUGAGUGUUGUGACCGAAAGUUAUUCUUUAGUAAAACUCUUUUCCCGCUAA